AUGAAUUUGCGCACCGGUUCUCCCAAGCUAGCCGGGCCUUUGGCGGGCUCCAGGCGUCAUGGUCUCCAUCUCAGCAUUAAACUCAAAAUGUGUCAGGCUGCCAUCUUGACAACCCUGCUGCAUGGAGCGGAGACCUGGAUAGUCUGUGAGCAAAGGGUGAGGAAACUCAAUCACUUCCACCGUAGAUGCCGCCAGAAAGUACUCAAGCUGAGAUGGGAAGAAAGGAUCCCUGACGCAGAGCGAGACGAUAAUCACUCUCCUGAUGCCAUGACGCCGUCGACCGCCAGCAUAUCCAUUAGCCCUGACGCACUGCCUGCAAAGACGGCAACCACUUCCACCCAUUUCACUUCCGUGACCAGUAAGAGUACUCCUGACGACCCGUUAGUCACAAUCCUCACCAUCACCAACCCCACAACCCGCAAUAUGGACUUGAUCGCAACCUGUUUUCAUUGCGACCGCACCUUCACCUAA
Molecule: messenger RNA, 471 nt
Organism: Spirometra erinaceieuropaei
Lineage: Eukaryota; Metazoa; Platyhelminthes; Cestoda; Diphyllobothriidea; Diphyllobothriidae
Source: the annotation of a GenBank genome assembly